CUGCUCUUCUCCUCUCCCCCACGAGAUCUCCUCCUCGCCGCAUCCUCUCUCUCUCUCGGUCCCGGCGUUCCUCUCCUCAGCUCCUCCCGCCGGUGAUAGGGCCAGUGGCGCCGCGCCACCUUUGGCCAGUUCUUCGUUGGGCGCUGCGCCGAGGACGAGCAUCCGACAGGGAUCCAUACCUCUCCGUCCUACCUUGUAAUCUGCACCGAGCUUACACACUGAUAAUCCUAGUACUCUGACAGGAAAUUGACCUUUAUCUAUCUAUUCCACAUUCUUUUGCGAUUAUGGCACUAGCAGCUAUCUACAGCCUUUUCAUCAUUAACAAAUCCGGUGGCCUUAUAUACUACAAGGACUAUGGUUCAGCAGGGAGGAUGGACACCAACGACAGUCUAAGAUUGGCAAGUCUCUGGCAUUCAAUGCAUGCUAUCUCCCAGCAACUCUCCCCUACCCCUGGCUGUAAUGGCAUUGACCUCCUGCAAGCCCAUAAUUUCGAUCUUCAUUGCUUCCAAUCCCUGACAGGUACAAAAUUUUUUGUUGUAUGCGAGACUGGCGCACCAAAUAUGGAAAUGCUGCUGAAAGUGAUCUAUGAGUUGUACACUGACUUUGUUUCGAAGAACCCGUUCUAUGAGAUGGAGAUGCCGAUUCGGUGUGAGCUCUUUGAUCUCAACCUGGCACAGGUGAUCCAGAAGGACCGUGUUGCACUCUUGGGUCGGUGAAAUUUAAAAACUCUAAAUGGUCUCAACCGCAUCAUGUAUCGUAGUUUUUCCUCUCUCCCUAAAACCACACUCAGAUUUGCUCAGCUGGAAUUCUGAGAUCUAGCGAUGUAUAUGUAAUUGAUAACUUGAGUAGUUUGUUGCUUAUCUGUAAUAUUCCUGUGAUGUGAUGGAAAUGAAGAGUUCUGCGUACAGAAAAUGUUGCUGCCAA
Molecule: messenger RNA, 924 nt
Organism: Panicum virgatum (switchgrass)
Lineage: Eukaryota; Viridiplantae; Streptophyta; Magnoliopsida; Poales; Poaceae
Product: trafficking protein particle complex subunit 4-like
Exons: 5
Coding region: 285-716 (143 amino acids)
Biological process (GO): endoplasmic reticulum to Golgi vesicle-mediated transport
Cellular component (GO): TRAPP complex
Source: RefSeq, a predicted model, not a curated record